Molecule: messenger RNA, 5646 nt
Organism: Patella vulgata (common limpet)
Lineage: Eukaryota; Metazoa; Mollusca; Gastropoda; Patellidae
Product: nucleoporin NUP188
Exons: 52
Coding region: 20-5296 (1758 amino acids)
Biological process (GO): RNA export from nucleus; protein import into nucleus
Cellular component (GO): nuclear pore inner ring
Molecular function (GO): structural constituent of nuclear pore
Source: RefSeq, a predicted model, not a curated record
AUGUACUAUUUCCUUGAGCAUGGCGGGCCUGUGUGAUAGUUUCAGUAAUAGAGCUCUGUGGCAGUUUAUUACUGGAUCAGGAAUAGUCAGACCAAAGGAAUUAAUUGGUAUAGAAUUGAAAAAAGGCAAGGCAAAAAUACUUGAUGGAUUACUGGCCUACGAAAAACAACGAGCGACAUCUGGGGAACGACUUAAAGACAACAAAUCUAUUAGUGGAUUACAAUUGGACUUCACUCUAAAACUUAGCCAAUUUCUGAAUUUAGAUGAAACUCAAAGUUAUUCUUUAUUUUGUUCGUUUCUUGUUAACGAAUUCCGUGGCUCUAAGAAAAAUCUGCAGCAAGUUCUAAGUCAUGAACGUCAUGCUCAGGCUUUGAUAUUAAAGAUCAGAGAUUAUUAUUUCACAGAGAGAUUAUAUAGUUUACGAUGUCUUCGUCAUAUUUUAAAUUAUUGGCCAGAUGCUGAACAUCCAUACAGGGAGCCGUAUGCAGAAUUUUUAGAUGAUCUUUUAGAUGGUGGAAAACUAGUCAUCAAGUUAUUGGAGCAGUUUGAUUUUAUAUGUAAUGAGAAUUUACCAACUGUAGAUACACAUGGUAUCUUGAUGACUGACAGUCAGAAGUUAGUAUGGGCUAAUCAGAACUUGAAAGAACAGUGCGAGUUACUAGAACUGUUGUUGAUGUAUUACAAAGAUUUUGAAACAGAUACAAAUGGUUUUAUAGAUUUAAUAGGAAAAUUCAAGAAACAUGGAUUUGGUUGGAGACAGAACUACAGGCAUAUACUUGAUGAAGGAGCAGAGACAUAUGUGAAAAGAAUUGGAUAUUUAGAAGUUUUGGUAUUGAUAGAGGCAUUGGACAUGGAGAAUGCUGUGCGAUGUAAAGAAGAUGAAAGUUUUGCGGAACAUACAACUCUAAAAGAUGAUGCUUCUUAUCAGAAAUUAAGGAAAGUGUUUAAAGAAUUAGGCAAUCAGCAAAUUCAUAGUCCAUUACUGUUGUCAUGGGCAAUGAUGUGCCAUCUAUAUACUGAUGAAGAAUCAGCUUCUCAUGAAUUAAAAACUUUUGGUAAUCAAGCUUUACAGUUACGCGUGUUCGAAUUGAUUGAUGAAUUACUCAGCUGUGAACCAUUCAAUGGAAAAAAUAUUAUAGCUAGUAUCAGCCAUUAUAUUAUAUAUACGUUAUUCUAUGCGGUUUUAUCAGCUUUCCACGAAAACACACUUGGCAUUACAGAGAUAUUAUACUCAAUUGUAUCCAAAUUGAUAAAACAGGAUUUUAUAGCAGAAGAAAUAUUACAGAAAGAUCUGAAUGUUGGUGUUGGUAGCCUUUACCAAUCAUCGAUGACAUUGUUUCCGCUUGAGUUUAACAGAUUUCUACAGCUUAAUAUUUGUCUGGCUUCAGCUUCAACUAUCAGUGCUAAAAAGGUGAAGCUAUGUUUACAGAGAUUAAAUUAUUAUACAGAAUAUUUGGAUAAUAAUCAUCCACAAGAUUUACAACCUACAGAACAAGAUUCCGUGUUUAGACUUGUUAAUAAUAAAAUGCCAUAUGAUACUGCUGAUAUGAUUAUAAAUAGAAGCAGUGUUGGGCAGAUUCUUCCAUUAGGAGGUGGUAAGGGCGAAAUGGGUGGUCCUAUAAUACAGUGGCAGACAUCUUAUAAUGGUUGGCAACUUUUAAUGUGUGAAAUUAAAUAUUUACUCACUCAAGUUUCCCAUGGGGCAGGAAUGGUUUCGCCAACUCAGGUUGACCGAGUUACUAUGACAAUGAACCUUGUUAAAGAGGUUAUGACCUCUGACCCUGAGUGUAUUGAAGAGUUUUCGGAUAUUAUCAAUCUUUGUUUUACUUUAAUACAAAGGUUUAGUGUUAUCAAUCCACCACCAUUAGAGUUACUCAGUAAUACCAUGGAAUGUUUAAAUUGUACUGUUACCAAACAUCCUAAACCAGUAUGGCACAGUAUUAAGCAGACUGGAUUUUUACCCUAUAUGACAGAAAACUUGGAUAAUCUUGGAGAAAUAUUAAGUGGUCGUGGUUUACAUGCUGGUUUAUAUGGUACUAUAUUAGCUAGAACAGAGUGUAUUGAAGCCAGAUAUCCUCUUACUGAAGCAGUACUUAAAUUUAUAACUAACUUGAUAGAGCCAUUAACCCGAAGUGAUCAAGAAGAAGAACUAGUACCGACUAUAUUAUAUAUUCUACGGGAAAUAUUUCCUGUGUUUAGAAAGUGGAGAUUUAGUCAAAGUAACAGCAGAGAAUCUCUGGGUCAGAAAUGUUUGGAUCUUUUCCACAAAAUUCUCAACUUUCUACAUCUGCAGAAAAAAGCUGAGAAAAAAGGAUUACAACUUCAAGAAGUGUGUGUUUAUAGUCUAUUAUUUACUGAGGCAGGAAGAGCACUAUUAGAGAUAAUAGCGAUUGGUGUUGAUAAUAUAGAACUGGCUCUAUCACAGCAAGGGAGUGCAACAGAAGGAGCAGGUAUAGAACAGAUAGAAUUGAUCCAGAUUGCUUUCUCGGUUCUGAAUCGUCUUUUAUUACUCAAACCUCCAGAUCUACCGGUCUCUCCUGUGGAACAUGCUCUGUCCUCACAACCAGCUGGUAGACAACAUCAACAUGUUGUAGCUACAAUUGCGCAGUAUAUUUAUCAUAGACACAAUCCAAAGCUGCCAACAUUAGCCUUGGUCUUAUUAAAGAGAUUAGCUAUGGUAUCACCAAUGUCUAUAUUAGCAUGUUUAGGAUCAGAAGCAGAACCAGUGAGAGAUAUGUUUCUCUGCAGAUUACAGGCUCUUUCAGAAGAUUUAAGAUUGAAAGUAGUGAUAUUAGAAUUUUUGUCAGUGUGUAUUGAAUACCAACCUGGUUUGAUUGAAAUAUUUCUCAAUGUGCAGUCGUCUAACUCUAAUGAUGGCAAAAAACAGGAUUUAACACUAGGUAAAACUAGCUGUCUACAAACAGUUUUAAAUUUAAUGGAGAUUAAAAAGCAGAGUACCUAUCAGUGUCCAUCUGAUCUUCUGUGUGCUUGUACAGACUUUAUGCAGUCAUUAUGGUGUGGAUUGAGAGAACGUGCAAUGGAAGUUUUAAGAGCAAAGGAGACAUUCUGGUUGAGUAUCUUUUGUCCGCUAGAGAGAAACUUGUUGAAAUCUUCUGAGACUAGCCAGUUUGAUGCCGAUGAGAUGAAGACGGUGGCACAUUGUCUCAAAGUUCUGGCUCAAGAAUUCUUUGUUAUAUCAAGUGAUAAAUUAGACAGUAGAUUAAAAAAAUCUUGUCAACAAUUGGCUAAAGACAAAAGAUUAGAGCAUAUAUCAGAGUGUGUACGUGACAGUUUGAUAUCAGAAGGAAAGAAAAACAAAACAGCACCAGAUGAAAUAACAGAUGACCCAACGUUACUUCUGUUGCUCUCAUGGAAAAACUUCCUAAUUACCAAUUCCAAAUUUAAAGUAGAUGAAUUACAAUUAACAGAUAGGGUAAAAGAGAAGAUUUUAGAAGAUUUGUUGAUAGGAAUUCAAGAACAGUUUAGUGGUGAUUUAUCAGUAUUAAAUAUGAAGUUAGCAUCUGUUUCCAGUGCUUUAUAUUUCACCAUUAUUAGAAAUAAUACUAGUUCUAUAUUAAAACCAAGGGCUACUCUACAGAAAUUACAGAAUAUAAUUCUACAGACAUGUGCCAAUAGUCAGAUGUUGAUACCCUCUGUACAGAUUGGUCUACUAGCUUCCAUAACAUCCAUUUUACAAUCAACUUAUAAACAAGAUUCUCACAAUAUACCUCUUGACAACCUGUCAGCACUACUACCAACAGUCUGUGCAGUCCUACUACAGAGUACUCGCCAGCUUCCUGGUUUAAAGGAACUGAUUCAUAAGUCUCAACAAACCUUAUCACAAGACAAGAUGUCUGACAUAGUUGUUGUGGAAACAGAUAUUGAUUCCAAAUUAAAAUUACAGAUAACAUGUUGCUGUUUAUUAGAAGAGUUAAUUCGAUGCAUCGGAGAUUCAACAAUAUGGCUAACCAUUUUACAACAGAACUCUAUUCUACCUACUUUACUUAUCUCUAUGGAAACUUAUAUUAAGGCCCAACAAGGUUUAACAUAUGUUCAUUCAGUGUUUCUGUUAAUGUUAACUAUUGCUGAAACAGAAAAGGGAGCCAGUGUUUUAGCAUUAAGUAAUUUAGCAGACCAUACAUGUUUAGUGAUAUCUAAAUGUUACAGUGAAGUUGAUAAAGUCACAAGACAAAUUGCUCAAAAGGGUAGUAAAGGAUAUGAAAGUAACAGUAUAACAUGGAAUGGUAUAUAUUGUUUAUGUACACAACUGUAUGCUACCAUGUUGUCUACCUUACGUUACUCAUUUUUAGAAGAUUGUUUUAACUUUGUUGGAGCUCAUCAAGACAGAUUACAACAGUCCUUAGAGAUAGGUUGUACCACUUUAUCUAAUCAAGCUAUGAAGGAAGCAGAAGUUACGUGUAAUUUCCUCCACCAGUUGUCUUUCUUUAGUCGAGAAUGGAGAUUUCAUCUACCUGAUGUUCUUAAUAGAUUAUUGACAUGUAUGGUGUAUAUGACACAGACAUUCGUUUCUCUGUUAAUUCGACCCAGAUAUUUGUCACAUAUACUAGAGGCACAAAGAGGAACAAGUGAAAGAAAGAAUAAAAUGCAAACAUCUCUUCAGUCAUCUCCCUUGCUACAGCAACAAACAUCAACAGAAGAUGUUGAUCACCCUAGUACACAAUUAGUGCAGGUUCAACAAAGGAUGUUGGAUAUAAUUGGUAGAAGUUUAGCAGCAUUAAAGCAAUUUACACCAGAUUUAUGCGAAGUUUUAUUAGAUCAGAGUAUGGAUAUAAGUGAAUAUGAGCCAUUAUUAGGAAUGGGUUUCUGUACACCAUCUAUAGAUCAAGAAACAGCUCCAACAUUCGGAAUGUUAAUAUCCUGUAUAACUUCCUGUUUUAGACUUCUUACUAAGAUUGACCCGAAAGGUGGAUCCCCACAUAAAUCACCUGACUCAGACACUCUUCAAUUCAUAUCUAAAAAUCAUGUGAUAUUUGUGAUGGAGAAUUCCCUAUAUAUACUGAUGUCCCAAUCCUGUCGAUAUUUAAAAGAUCCAAAUUUAUCCUCACGUGAAAAACAGCUGUUAAAACGGGAACUUGGGACCGAAUUAAACUCCUUCUUAUCAAGCAUGGUACGAUACAUGAGAAGAGGUGGACCUGUGUCUCCAGGGUCCAGUAAUCAGUCGAGUCCAAAAUCUACUACACUCAAUCGUUCGAUUUCACAAACAGCUUUUACUAACAAUCAGGAACAGAGUUAUCUUAAACUUGUACAGGAGUUUGUGCGUAAAAUUUUACGAUGAGAAAGUGUUAUUAAGAGUUGAAAUUUUAUUCCAUAAAUGAAAUCAAACCAGUCAUGUAAUAUAUACAGUUAUUAUCGCAUUUUAUAAGUCCAGACUGCUAGAGCGAUGUGCGUUAUUAGUAUAAAGGAUUGAAUAUAAAACCAACGAAAGGACCCAUCAGAUAAGACAAUGUCAUAAAAAAUGUAUGUCUUAUGUUAAAUGCUCCAGUCUAUGGAUAACAUUUACAGUUUUAUGCUAUAUAAGGCUGAUAACUGACAUGUUACAAAAAUAAUGUGUUGGCAUUAUGUUGAAAGACAAUAAGUGCUUCUUGGAUGAUUGAAAUUACAAUUGAAUAAAUUGAUGAAACAAAA